AUGCGCCUGGUCCUCGCGACGACUGUCUAUGCCCUCAUCAUUAUCAACAAGGCCGGUGGUCUCGUGUAUAACAAGACCUUCCAUGAAGGCGGCCUCAACCAGCUAACGACGAACGACUACCUCGUCCUCGCUGGCACAUUCCACGGUCCCUUCAAGGAAGGUGCGCCGCCGCCGGGGCCCAACGGGGUCGCCUCGCGCCCGGAACCUUCGUCCGGGCUCGAGGUCCUUGAGACCGAAAAUUUCCGCAUGCAGUGCUUCAACACGCUCACGGGAACCAAGUUCCUGCUCUUCAGCGAGACUACGCAGGCCAACGUCGAUCUGACCAUACGGCGCAUCUACGAGCUGUACUGCGACUACGUCAUGAAAAAUCCCUUUUACCAACUAGAGAUGCCGGUUAGGUGCGAUGCUUUCGACAGGAAACUUUUGUCGUACAUCCGGGAGAUCAAUAGCAGAUAG
This is a messenger RNA of Parascedosporium putredinis, 456 nucleotides long. Lineage: Eukaryota; Fungi; Ascomycota; Sordariomycetes; Microascales; Microascaceae. The record is from the annotation of a GenBank genome assembly.